Messenger RNA from Aegilops tauschii subsp. strangulata, 864 nucleotides. RefSeq lists its product as uncharacterized. The record is from RefSeq and is a predicted model, not a curated record. NCBI's taxonomy places the organism in Eukaryota, Viridiplantae, Streptophyta, Magnoliopsida, Poales, Poaceae.
AUGCGCAAGACUGUCUUCGAUCGUUUGUUCCAUGGCGUCCUAUCCUAUGAUGACUACUUCAUCCUGAAGAAAGACGUUGUGGGGACGAUUGGGUUCUCUGGUUACCAUAAGUGCACGGCCACACUCCGGAUGCUUGCACAUGGCAUGGCCACUGAUUCAUGGGACGAGUACCUACGCAUGUCUGAUAGAACAUUCGGAGAUGCCAUGGUCAGUUUUGCAACUGUAGUGGUCGGGGUGUUUAGACCACGGUACCUGAGAGAACCAACUGUGGCAGACACGGAGAGGCUGUUGGCAAUCUCAGAAGCAAGAGGGUGGCCAGGUUUGCUUGGGUCUCUUGACUGCAUGCAUUGGAAAUGGGAGAACUGCCCGAAGGCUUUACAAGGGCAAUAUCGGGGUCAUGUUAAGAAGCCCACCAUAAUUCUUGAAGCAGUUGCACCACAAGAUCUUUGGAUUUGGCACGCUUUCUUUGGCAUGCCCGGGUCUCACAGCGGCAUCAAUGUGCUGCAGCGAUCACCGUUGUUUGCAAGGCUGACUGAAGGAAAAGCUCAUCCUUACCAAACUGUCAAUGGACAUGAGUACAACAUGAGCUACUAUCUGGUUGACGUUGUUCGUGGACCUGCUAAACAAUGGGAUCUGGAUACUUUGUGGGAGGUGAUGAAAUGUUGUGUUAUCAUGCACAACAUAAUCGUCGAGGAGGAGGGUGACCAUGCUGCCAAAGCUCUAGAAUUUGAGAACAUGGGUGAUCCUGUCCAACUUCUAGACCAGAAUCGGGCCACAUUUGAAGAGUUUAUUCGAAUGCAUCAACAAAUUCAGCAUCGACCAACUCACAAGCGGCUGAAGGAAGAUCUGAUUGAGCAUCAGUGA